Molecule: messenger RNA, 1823 nt
Organism: Paramormyrops kingsleyae
Lineage: Eukaryota; Metazoa; Chordata; Actinopteri; Osteoglossiformes; Mormyridae
Product: layilin-like
Molecular function (GO): hyaluronic acid binding
Source: RefSeq, a predicted model, not a curated record
UUUCCCCGAUGUUUGACGUUGUGCUUUGAUCAGACAUGUUCACUUGCUCCCUCCCAGCCCAUAAACACGCCAAAUUACCGCCGUCGGGUCUUGCGGCUCUAGUCUGAGCUCAGUGGUCUUUCCGCUCCGGCGAACUAAAACCAGCGGAAAAACCGCAGGAUGCUGCUUAAGCGGCCGCCCAGCUGCACGCAGUAGUUGCGGUGCGUGAAUCGGGAUGAAAUUAUGAAGAUAUUGUGACAUGGAUUUUAUGAAACUGUUAUGGAUUGUGGUUUCCAUACUCUGCUGCUCGUGUUAUGCAUCUGAGCUGUUCAGUGGUCAGCUCAUUUGCCUGCGAGGAACGGAGCGGCCGUGCUACAGGAUAGUCUAUAUCCCCGACGGCAGCCGCAGGCUAACCUUCGCCCAAGCCAGCCGAGCCUGCCGGACCGAAGGCGGCGAGCUCCUCAGCGUCGAGACCGAGAGCGAGCAGCUCCUCAUCGUACAGUUCAUCCAGCAACUCCCGGCCGCCGAGGGCUACUUCUGGAUCGGGCUCCGCAGGAACCACGAAGACCAGGGGCUUGGCAGCGAUUGCGGCGCAGACUAUCGUUGGCUGGAUGGCAGCCAGGCCACAUUCAGAAACUGGCUGUUAGGCGAACCGUCUUGUGGGCAGCAGGCAUGCGUGCUGAUGCAGCUAAGCCCCUCACCACCCAGGGGGGGGUGGCGCUUUGAUAGGCUUCCCUGGGCCAAUGGGGACUGCAGCUCCAGGAACCAUUUCAUCUGCAAGUACCCCAAAGAAAACCCUCAGAAGACUCUCAAAGCAGAAGAGGAGAGAAUCACAGAAGCUCCAGCCAUGACUGUCCUGCCAAAUAACCCUCUAGUCACGAUAAACACUGCAGAACUGGAAGUAGCGUCUGAAUCAGCUGGCCUCGGCACUGAUCUCACUUACAUCAUCUGGCCCUCUGUUGGUCUCCUAAUGUUCCUGGUGGUGGGUUCAGGAGUCAUAUCCUUCAGAUUCCUUACCGCAGGGAGAAAAGCACAAGCGUACCGCGCUUCACAGGGGAGUUUUGAUGCCCGCAGCCCAGGCACCAGGAGCCACAGUGAGGGUCACAGCGUCACACAGCAAGUGUCCCCCAGCUGCCCUCUCCCUCAGCCUCUGCCCAACGACUACGAGAAUCUGCCAGCCAGGAACAUAGAGAGCGGCUUUGUCACGAACGACAUCUAUGAGGCCUGCCUUGGCCAUGGACAGCCUUCCUCCGGAACUGGAUGGGUGGAAAAUGAGAUCUAUGGCUGAUAGUUGGCUGUUGAAUUUCUGCAAUUCAUCGUGAACUUGGAGUGGACAGCACCCCCUAAAGGCUGGGGGGAGUUAUUUCUGUAUGUAUGAGCACGUCUCAUGCAGGUUCUGCUGUCCUUGUUGCAAGGAGUUAAAGUGAAGAUAGCAGUCAAGCUUAAAGUACGUGGGGUGGAAACUGGCCUUUGGUACUAACUGACAGUUUACUGUUCACAUUGUAAUUUCUACAUUUCCUCUAGUGGCUCCAUACUGUGACACAUUGACAUGGUCUGCAAACACAUAGUUAAACUUUAAAGGUUCACUAGAAAAGAAACCUGUCGAUUCAUGGGUUUAUCCACCCAAAACAGCCUCCUUUGUGUUUAAGCGACCUUGGGGUUUUGACAUUUCAUCUGCAGCUUGCCGGUGGACCGUUCACCCUGGUGGGGGGGAAUGCCGUCACAGAAAGCCCAGCCGCAUCCCCACAGUGCAGGUGCAUGAGCUCGUCACUAAAAACUAACAAGCCAGGAAUGUGCCCAGCAUGACAUAAAGCAUCGACGCAAAAUAAACACCCAAAAUAUCA